AUGAUAAUAUCAAUACCCUAUCAAGUUAUUCCAACGUUACCCGAUUCACAUGAAUCAAAAGUAGAACUAGAAGGUGGUGGGCAUCUGACUAAUCGGAUUGAGCUUAUUGGGAGCGAUGUAGAAAUUGAAACAAAAUUCCAAGCAGGUUCUAAUCUCGAGGCUUCAGCUGGAGCAAGAUUCGGAACAGGCGGUAUUAGGGCAAAUGCGAAGGCUGGUGCUUCGUUGCUUCGGCAUAAUAACGGCAAUGGAGAUAUAAAAUUUCUUAACGCGGAAGCAAGAGCAGAAGUAGUGAUGGGCGCUAGUUUCACAGCUACAGCUAAAGCAGGUAUAAAUCUUAUAAACGCAGAAACUAAAGCUGUUAAAGGAAAUAUCGGGGUCAAUGUCGACACAGGUGCAUCAAUCGGUCCUGAUGGUAUGGGUGCCAAGGUUGCAGGUUUUGGUAUAACAAUAGGAAAAGAAAUGGGUGUAAGUACACCCUUCGGAGGAAUUUCAAUUAAUCUGGGAGGAGUUUUAGAAGAAUUUUCGGGUUAUGAAAAACAUUUGAACAAUGCUUCGACUAUCCAAUUUUAUCCAUUAGAGCCACGUUUAUUAUGGGUUAUGAGUUUCAAAGAUGCUGAUAAAUUCGUCAAGGCUCGAAAAGAAAUAAAUGCUCAAUAUUUUUUAGUUGCUUCGCUAAUGUUUUUUAUGAUUCUAAUUUAG
Ambispora gerdemannii is the source of this 699-nucleotide messenger RNA. NCBI's taxonomy places the organism in Eukaryota, Fungi, Glomeromycota, Glomeromycetes, Archaeosporales, Ambisporaceae. The record is from the annotation of a GenBank genome assembly.